Molecule: messenger RNA, 619 nt
Organism: Cicer arietinum (chickpea)
Lineage: Eukaryota; Viridiplantae; Streptophyta; Magnoliopsida; Fabales; Fabaceae
Product: dolichyl-diphosphooligosaccharide--protein glycosyltransferase subunit 4A-like
Source: RefSeq, a predicted model, not a curated record
AUUAAAUUAAAUACGAGAAUAAAAAAAGAUUGACUUUUGACUGAGUUUAAUUAUUUGCAUCUGCAUCGGAGGUUUUUUAAGAUAGACGGAUCGAGAUCUAGGAAGCACUGCAACAACACUCGCCGGAGGUAACCGCAUUAUAAAGAUGAUUGAUGAUAAUGAUCUGGGUUUCAUCGCCAAUUUUCUCGGCGCCUUCAUCUUUGUGCUAGUGAUAGCAUACCACUAUGUCGUGGCUGACCCAAAGUACGAAGGAAACUAGGGAUGUUUUGAAGGUGAAGAUUGAAUUGUUUAUGUUGUAGACUGAGAUGUUUUGCAAAUGGAAAUCAAUGUGAUACAAUUCUGAACUUCAGUUUGGGAAUAUUAAUGUUACUUUGGUACUAAAACCUUUAUAAACAUCAAAGGAGAACUACAUUUUUAUUUUUGUUAGAUAUGCUUUGUGGUCAAAGAGCUUUCAUAGAUAAGUGAAUUAAAUUUAGGUGAUUUUGCUAGAUGAUAUACCAUUAUAUCUUGGUGCAAUCAUGAUGUGAGCAAUAUAGUAUUCUAUCUUUUUUCUUUUGGAGUUUCUUAUUAGACCUUUUCCCUUUAUUAACUUUAAUAUUGUAUGCAUAUCGUUUGUGAA